CUCUCUCGCGUGCUUCUCCCGGUGGGAUGGAAGUCCCUGGGAAUCCUCCUCCCCCGUAAGCAGGCGGCGGGGGCCCGAGUUCGGUGCAAAAAUGCUGGGCAUGUACGUGCCGGAUAGGUUCGCCCUGAAGUCGUCCCGGGUGCAGGACGGGAUGGGGCUCUACACGGCCCGCAGAGUGAAGAAGGGUGAAAAAUUUGGCCCCUUUGCAGGGGAGAAGCGAAUGCCGCAGGAACUGGAUGAGAACACGGACUGCAGGCUCAUGUGGGAGGUUCGUGGGAGCAAAGGCGAGGUCCUUUAUAUCCUGGAUGCGAGCAAUCCGCGCCAUUCCAACUGGCUGCGCUUUGUCCACGAGGCUCCGUCCCAGGAGCAGAAGAACCUGGCAGCCAUCCAGGAAGGGGAAAAUAUUUUCUACCUGGCUGUGGAAGAUAUUGAAACAGACACAGAACUGCUGAUUGGGUACUUGGAUAGUGACAUGGAAGAAGAGGAAGAGGAGGAGGAAGAGGUAACUGUCAUCCAGGAAGUUGAAGACAGUGGCAACAAUAAAGAAACGCAACCAGCUGGUGAAAAAAUUGCAGAUCCCCUCACGUGUAAAGAGGACCAUGCAUGCCCACACUGUGAAUCCAGUUUUGCCAGCCAGGAGAUUCUGGCUGAACAUCUGCAGACUUUGCACCAAAAGCCCAGCGAGGAAAAGGAAUUUAAGUGCCGAAAUUGUGGGAAGAAAUUCCCUGUUAAACAAGCUCUACAAAGACAUGUCCUGCAGUGCACGGAGAACAUCAGCCCGGGAGACUCCUCCAGAAGCUUCCAGUGCUCUGUUUGCAACACUGCCUUCAGCUCAGAAUCGAGUUAUGAGCAGCACAAGGAGGCGUGCAGAGGGGAUGCCAGGUUCAUCUGCAAGGCAGAAAGCUGUGGGAAGAGGUUCAAGAGUAAGGAUGCCCUGAAAAAGCACAAAGAAAAUGUCCACAGUGGAAAUUCUAGGAAGAAGCUGAUGUGUUCAGUGUGCAAUAAGAAAUGUUCCUCAGCAGCAAAUCUCCAAGAGCAUCGAAAGGUCCACGAGAUCUUUGAGUGUCAGGAGUGUGACAAGAAAUUUAUUUCGGCGAACCAGCUGAAACGCCACAUGAUAACUCACUCAGAAAAACGCCCCUACACCUGCGAGGUUUGCAAUAAGUCCUUCAAACGACUUGAUCAAGUGACUGCACACAAAAUAAUACACAGUGAAGAUAAACCUUAUAAAUGCAAGCUUUGUGGAAAGGGAUUUGCCCACAGAAAUGUUUACAAGAAUCACAAGAAGACCCAUUCUGAGGAGAGACCAUUCCAGUGUGAGGAGUGCAAGGCUUUGUUCCGAACCCCGUUCUCGCUCCAGAGGCAUCUGUUAAUCCAUAACAGUGAGAGGACCUUCAAGUGUGAUCACUGUGACGCUACUUUCAAAAGAAAGGACACCUUAAAUGUUCACAUUCAAGUUGUGCACGACGGACACAAGAAAUACAAGUGUGAUCUCUGUGACAAAGCUUUUGUGACACCCUCAGUCCUGAAGAGCCAUAAGAAAACUCACACAGGAGAAAAAGAGAAGAUUUGCCCAUAUUGUGGACAGAAGUUUGCAAGCAAUGGCACGCUGAGAGUUCAUAUUCGAAGCCAUACAGGUGAGCGGCCCUACCAGUGUCCUUACUGUGACAAAGCCUUCAGCAAGAACGACGGCCUGAAGAUGCACAUCCGCACCCACACCAGGGAAAAGCCGUACCAGUGCUCGGAGUGUAACAAGGCUUUCAGUCAGAAGCGGGGCCUGGACGAGCACAUGAGGACCCACACCGGAGAGAAGCCGUUCCAGUGUGACCUUUCUUGUUGCUAUGUGAAAGUCAUUAACUUGAGUUGGUUCUUGAGAUGCCAAAAUGUAUGAGUACAGAAGCUGUGGAAUUCUAUCAACAUUGAGUAUGAGGCAGAGGAGGAUUUAUUUCUUCUGGUUACAUGAAACAAGAACUAAAGUGAAAACUUUGAGCAAUUCGGUUCAAGUGCUGUAUUCAUACCCCUCACUGUGGCUGGCAAGGCAAGUGGAAACACAUCUUAGCAGAG
Messenger RNA from Empidonax traillii (willow flycatcher), 2064 nucleotides. It is a transcript of the gene PRDM5, whose product is annotated as PR/SET domain 5. Gene Ontology annotation, molecular function: protein binding; DNA-binding transcription factor activity; RNA polymerase II cis-regulatory region sequence-specific DNA binding. The coding region runs from base 92 to 1891 and encodes 599 amino acids. Gene Ontology annotation, cellular component: nucleus. The transcript has 16 exons. Gene Ontology annotation, biological process: regulation of transcription by RNA polymerase II. NCBI's taxonomy places the organism in Eukaryota, Metazoa, Chordata, Aves, Passeriformes, Tyrannidae. The record is from RefSeq and is a predicted model, not a curated record.